AUGUGAAAAACUCAGAGCUUCCAGGCUUGCCCAGAGGAUGGGCAAGGGGAAUGCGCUGUCAUUCUUGAUCCGCUUGCAGUUUUUGAGCACCUUGGGGCUUACGACAAAUAAAUCUGUGUCAAGGAUUCCGCUUCUCCAGAACUUCUCUAUUUUCCUGUGUUAGCGUGCCAAGGAUUUGGUUUCAGGGUAGCCAAAUCUGAAAUGUAUGUGAAGGCCAUAGAGACCGAUGUUGGCACAGGAUCCUGCCCAGGAAAGGGCAAAGUCUGCCCCAGAACAACACCUUCUCUUGCCGUAGGCGUAGUGUUCGUCAGCCUUGUGAAUUCGGAAUGACACGAAGUGGGUGGGACUUGGUCAAACUCUCCUCCUCAAAACUCUUCCUGUCUGCACAGUCACAGAAGCCUCAGCUCAUCAGGAGAGGAUUUUGCUGAAGAGCUAGUCCAAACUUUCGACCUGAGGGAAGCUAAAUAUAGCACGUGUCUCCCAAUAGACUUCAAAGGCUUUGGCAACAAAGAUUAGAGUGGCUUGAAGAUGAAACCCUCUGCUACCUAUGAGCUGUUAGUAGACAGUGUUGGAGAAUGGGACUUCACGGGUGGUUUUGUUCCUUGUGAGCUGCUGCUUGUUGGAGAGGAUGCCUACCCUGUGCUUCUGAGCGCUGAGAAGCAGGUUCUGAUCGCUGUUUCACGGUAUGGGAAAGGCAAGAUGGUGGUUAUUUCCCACGAGGGAAUCAUGAAGAGCUCCAAGUUUUCCCAGUUCCUCAGAAAUGCUGUGGAGUGGCUCAAGCCUUCCCCUGCGGCCCUGGUUGGGUCCCAUCACCGGUUGGAUUCCCUCUCCCAGCUGCUCCUUGGGGCUGGCAUCAAAGUAGAGGCUGGGGUAGCGCUCAGCACCCACCACGGGGUGUACUGUAUGGAUGCCUAUGACAGCACGCAGGCAAAAGACAUAGUUUGCUUUGUAAAGGAAGGUGGAGGCCUGCUCAUUGGAGGCCAGGCUUGGCACUGGGGUAGUCUACAUGGGAAGGAGAAGGUGCUGUUUGAAUUCCCUGGGAACCAGGUGACCAGUGUGGCUGGUGUGUACUUCACAGGAAAUCCUGUAGCGAAAGGGAUCUUCAAAGUUGCCAAGAAAAUUCCAAAGAUCCCCUUAACUGUUCCACACCAGGCCAGUCUUGGCCUCGAUUCUGCUUUUCUCCUGCAUGGUGUGUCAGAGCUGGAUAUGGUGACAGAGGGCACACCCUCCAUCUUGCUGGUGCAUGGUGUACUCUCCUUCCCGCUCUGCCUGGACAGCUCGCACCGCUGCCUCUUAGCUGCAGCACGCUAUGGCCGAGGCCGUGUUGUGGUGGCAACCCAUGAGAGUCAGCUCCCCCCAAAGAUGGCCAAAUUCCUGCUCAAUGCUGUCCGCUGGCUAGAUGCUGGGAGAAAGGGGCUGGUGGGUGUGGAUGCCAGCCUGGAGAAACUGUGUGGCCUCUUCAGUGAGGAAGAGGUGAAGUCACAGGUAUCAGAGCUGACAGGCAACAUGAGCGUAUACUGCUGUCCUUCUUACAGUGACAAACAGGUGGAGACAAUUCAUGCUUUUGUAGCAGAAGGGGGUGGCCUACUGAUUGGAGGCCAAGCCUGGUAUUGGGCUUCCCAGAACCGCGGCAAAGCUGCAGUGGCAGAAUAUCCUGGCAACAAAAUCCUCAACCGCUUUGGGCUGAGCAUCCUGGGGCAGAGUGUCGAGGCAGCAAAGCUCCCAGCCACAGCAUUUGGGGAGCACUAUCACUUUCGCAAGGCACUCUCUCUUUUCAAGAGCCAUGUAGACAAGGCUGAGGAUCUCAAAGCUCCCCUGAAAGGCUGGCUGCCAAGGCUGGCACAAGACUGUGCUGCCUUUCUGCGCAUCCCUGCCCAGGACUGCCCUGCAUAUGCCUCACUGCACCGCAUCCUGGCCAAAGUGCUUCGCCAAAGUGGGAUCCCGCACGUCAGCAGGCACAAGCCUGUCAAGAGCAACUCCAAAGAGGCAGCCCUGCUCUGCAUGGCAACUGAGCUGUCAUACACCAUGACAGACUGUGCAGCCCUAGUGCAGAAAUCUGCCACUGGGGUCUGUUCCCUUCCUGUUACCGUGGAAAUCGAUGGCACUAAUCCAGGUAAGACAGCCUGGAGGAGUACAGGACUCUAUCUCCCUGAGGGUCACACAGCCGUUAUAACAUUCCCUUGUCGGCUGGUCGGUGCUGGUCUGCAGGUGCAGGUUGGGUGUCAUGCGGAUGACCUCUCUAAUGCUGAAGAGCUGAAACGAGCCCCAGUGGUAAUACGUACCUGUGAUAUUACCUGCCAGAAACAGUCAGUUUCCUGCCUCUGGGGUGGCCUCAUUUACAUCAUAGUACCAGAAAGGAGCGUCCUGGGAAAAGUGCCCAUCACUGUAGAAGGGGCAGUCAGAGCUCCUUUCUUCAAGCUUGGGGAGACCUGUGAAAACCAGUGGAAGGCCAGUAUCCGGCACUACCCUGCUCCCUGGGCAGAACUGGCAGCUGAGAGUCUCAUCCUGACGGUACCAGCUGACAGCAUCCGCCACUUGGAGAACCCAAAACCACUGCUGACCCUGUGGAAUGAGAUCAUGGUGGCAAUAAGCAAAUUGGCAGCCAUACCAACAAAGUUCCCAAGGCCAGAGAGGAUUGUAGCAGAUGUCCAGAUCUCAUGUGGCUGGAUGCAUUCUGGCUACCCCAUCAUGUGCCACAUCGAUUCAGUGAAGGAGAUGAUAGAUGUGAAGCACAUGAAAACUACUGGUCUUUGGGGUCCUGUCCAUGAGCUGGGACACAAUCAACAGCAGCAAGCAUGGGAGUUUCCACCUCAUACCACAGAGGCCACCUGCAAUCUCUGGUCUGUCUAUGUGCAUGAGAAGGUGCUGGGGAUUCCCAGGCAUCAGGCACAUGAGGCACUUACGUCACAGUGCCGGGAGGAAAGGAUAAGAGAGUAUCUGAAGAAAGGUGCUCAGCUAAAGGACUGGAACGUAUGGACUGCUCUGGAGACAUACCUGCAGCUGCAGGAAGGGUUUGGCUGGGACCCCUUCACUCACCUCUUCUCUGACUACCAGAAAAUGUCCUCUAUCCCAAAAGACGACCCUUCUAAGAUGAAUUUGUGGGCGCAGAAGUUUUCUCAGCAGGUGAAUAGGAAUCUGGCUCCUUUUUUUACAGCCUGGGGAUGGCCUAUCAAGAAAGAGCUGUCUGAGGAACUCUCCUCUUUACCCACCUGGGAACAGGACCCAAUGAAGUCCUACAGAUCAUGAAAGAAAAACAUCUGAACUUUGAUUCUCAGAUAAGGUACAGCCUAUGUUUUAGCCUUGUGUACUGCAUGAUUGCUCAUUGGGCACUUGAUAUUACAUUAAUUUCUUUAGCUUACUAGUUUAGAGUGGAGGUUAACCCCCAACAGGUGUUCAGCAGAAACUUGUAUGUUGCUCAGCACCCAUCUAAACCACCUUCUGAAGGCUUGAAUAAUAAAUAAGCUUUGUUCUAGGUUCUUCACCUCAGGAGGAAUGUAAUUCUGAGUAGAUGUAGUUCCUGCAGAACCUUUAUCUGAUGAAAUGGAAGUUUUCAGGAUGGAGCAAUCACUGGAGUGGUCUCAAGCACAAUGCCAAUAGAAUAAGGGUCUCUAAAGCAAAUAGUAUCCUCCACAAUGUUGUAUUCUUCCGCUGUAAUCUCAGUAAUACGAGAUGUUCACUAUGGACAUGAGUACCUAUAAAAUUCUUCAUCUUUAAUCUCCCUAACUAUGCAGAAGGUCCAUGCCUACUAUCAUGAAAAUGACCUUAUAAUGCUUAUAUACAGCUUAUAUAACAGCUGAUACUAAAAUGUUGUAAUUUCUUCCUGCUUUAUAUUGUGUGACCCAAUGUCCAGCUUUGUGCAAAUAAGUCAAUGCUGAGUGGUAGCCAUCACUCUUACUGUAGUCUGUGAGCAAGAUACAAGCCAUGAAAUAUAUCAGCAUAGAAACAAAGAAGAGGUGACUUGCUUAUAGUUAAUAGCGAUCCAACUCCUGGACUCAUCAGAAAUUAAAAACCAGGCGAUGACAUGACAGCAUGAAGGAGCAAUCAGGAGCAGGACAGCAGCACAGCCAGCAUUUUCGGAGGACCAACAGACAUUAAUGUUUCCCUCACCUCAUUCAUGAUUGCUUGACUAGCACAACACACUGGUGACUACACAGUGCUGACAAGUGUUUUAAUGCUUCGUCUAGUAGCAUACUGGUCUGGACACCCUUCUUGUGUAUCAUCAAUAAAUAAGACAAUUCUGGAUUUUCAAA
Anas platyrhynchos (mallard) is the source of this 4250-nucleotide messenger RNA. RefSeq names its product TRPM8 channel-associated factor 2-like. Gene Ontology annotation, molecular function: transmembrane transporter binding. The record is from RefSeq and is a predicted model, not a curated record. Gene Ontology annotation, biological process: positive regulation of protein targeting to membrane. Lineage: Eukaryota; Metazoa; Chordata; Aves; Anseriformes; Anatidae. Gene Ontology annotation, cellular component: plasma membrane.